Brassica oleracea var. oleracea is the source of this 917-nucleotide messenger RNA. Its product is annotated as DNA-directed RNA polymerase V subunit 5C. The transcript has 4 exons. Lineage: Eukaryota; Viridiplantae; Streptophyta; Magnoliopsida; Brassicales; Brassicaceae. Gene Ontology annotation, biological process: DNA-templated transcription. Bases 75 to 782 code for a protein of 235 amino acids. The record is from RefSeq and is a predicted model, not a curated record. Gene Ontology annotation, molecular function: DNA binding; DNA-directed RNA polymerase activity.
GCUUUAUGACAAAAACCCUUUCUUCUCUCAACAGCAAAACCCAAUCGGUGAAAGGAAAAGCUUAAGAAAGAAAAAUGGAGGAGGUAAUGGCUAUCGAAAGGUCCUCUGAGAAUGGUGUGUCGACGUUUGACGAUGGAGCACACAGCCACUGCAUUGCGAAGACGGAGGACAAAGGUGGAGUCGAGAGCAAGAGGUUUUACUUGGCCCGCACGACAGCUCUUGAGAUGCUCCGCGACAGAGGCUACCAAGUUUCAGACGCUGAGCUCUCCCUCUCUCUCUCGGAGUUUCGUUCUGGUUUCGGUGAGAAGCCAGACCUUGAACGCCUCCGUAUCUCCGUGCCUCUCCGCUCUAACCCCAUGAAAAAGAUACUUGUUGUGUUCAUGGGGUCUGAACCAGUCACAGUGAAAACAGUCCGUGCUAUUCACAGUCAGGUUUCCAGCACUGUAGGCUUGCAUGGGCUGAUUCUCGUUUUACAGAGCAAAAUGAACCACUUUGCUAAGAAGGAACUGGCAACCUUUCCUUGUACUGUUGAAACCUUCCCGAUAGGAGAUUUGUUGGUCAACAUCACAAAGCACACUGGACAGCCAAAGAUUGAGAUUUUAACCAAAGAGGAGAAAGAAACGUUGCUGAGUGAGCAUGCGCUUGAGGACAAACAGCUUCCCUUGUUGAAGGAAAAGGAUAGCUUCGUGAGAUACCAUGGAUUAAAGAAGGGCCAGGUGGUGAAGAUUACAUACAGCAAAGAGCCUGUUGGCCAUUUCGUCACAUACCGAUGCAUCGUCUGAAGAACCUGCAAUAUCAUUGCAAUCCGCAACACUUUUACUUGUUCUUCAGAAAAUAGACUGUUGCUUAAGACCAUAGUACUUUGGUUUAAACUGUAAUAAGAGCUUGGACUUGGUUUCAAAGGAGGAAAAACUAGA